CCUUUGUGAACGCGUGCUCCUCUGGCACGAUGUGUAACGAGGGCCCCUCACUCUUGAACGUCCGACCCCUCGGGGGGGGGGACCGUUUGUGUAGCGUCGCUUUACUAAAAAGACGACGUAUGUCAGGCAUCGUCAGUAACGCAUCCACUGCAUUAACAAUUCCAACAUCUCUUUGCUCUAGGAAACAGCGAGGAAGUUUAUCCUUUGUCACAUCCCGAUUCUUUGUUCUAAACAACGAUGCGGCUGCGGCAUCGUACGCUUAUCGCCUUGGUCAGGUUCCAGGAGACGACGACAGCGUCCUUUAUAUGUCUUGUCUUUAAGGCAAACGAAGCAGUGUGUCGACACUCUAAAUUCAAAUUUCUGCCUUCUGAACGAUUCUUGGCAAGUGAGUUUCUGUGACCUUUUUUUAAGACCACGCAUGUUUGCACGAUGGAGCGCUUGGCGGUGGGCAUGCUUCGCGAUCCUGUGACCGCCACCGACGUACACGCAUUCACAUGCAUAGAUUUUCCAGGAUGUUCUUCGUCGAAACGUUCUCCGUGAAAUCCCUUUCUCGGCCGAUGGAGGCGCUUCUUUCUUGUCACUAUGUGGCAUCACUGCUUGCUGUUCGGCCACCGCCAUAGGACUCGUUUUUCUGUCCUCUGACAGUCUGCGACAGAUCCGCAGGAAGCCGAGGAACUGUCUGUGGCUGUGUCGAGCGAAGAGUUCAAAGGCACGUUCUUCUUUUUUCGGCCCUCUGGAGGUAGACAGCGCUUGUGUGUGGAAAGCGAUAGGGUAUUUUGGUGGUCACUGCGGGCAAGAGGAAAAGUCGUGUCUCGUCCCCCGCCGUAAACAGCAACCCAGUGGAAGUUCGUUUUGCUGAAACGUGUGACGAGUGUGCCGAGUCUUUCUCAUCUGGUUCCCAAGACAUUUUUGCGGGUUGUCAACUCUCUGUGCCUCGUUGGAGGGACUUGACCUAGUUUUCGCGGGCUACGUCUCGCAACCACCGGGAAGAAUGCCACUCAAAACGUCCACGUUGUCGAAAGUGGCAACAGCCCGGCAACCCGGUUUCCUGUUCAGAAAAGUUUCACCGGGGUUACGUACGUUCACGACGUUCCGUCACGGUCGCCGACUGCAGGAAGGAGACGCCGACUCACAACCUCGCGAACUGUUUCGUAUGUUUGAAAAUGAAGAGACCAGCGACGCCGCUCGCGAACAGGAAACAGCUGACGCCAGCUGUACAUACACACGGUCUCUGGACCGUUUGCGCGAGGAGGACCCAUGCAGCGUGACACAGGAAGAUCCGGACACUUUGUUUUCGCUUCGAGAGCCUCCCUGUUUCUUUCGAAGACCUGCAAGGUGGCAAGACUACAAGCCAGGCCUUGGUUUAAGAAACGGUCCAGAAGGACUGCGGUUUCCUGUGAACCAUUCCAGCAGUGCGGCGUCCACGGGAGGGAUUGGCGAGCAGCAACCGGCGGCAAAGGGGGCUUUUGUCGGAGUCUGCGAGAAGCGACAAGCGACUCAAAAGCGUCACGAUGCCGCUGCAGCGGCUGCUUUCCUUGUCCGCAGUCUUCUCAUGCGUAAUUCUCCGAAUGGAAUAUCUUCCUCGACACAGUCCCCGCCACGGUCUUCUUUGUCUCACGGCCUUCCUGCAUCUCUCGUAGAUUCGUCUUCACUUUCGCUUUCUCCGUUGUGGUCGCGCGGCGUGUCCGCCGAUCGUCGCCGUGAGCACGGUGAGCAAGCGAACGAGGACCCUGUGUCCGCUGUUUCUGCCUCUAAGGGGAGCAGAGGAGGCAAUCCGAAGACUGUUUUUGGCAGCAACCGUCCUCGCUCGUCCGCGUCGCGAGAGACGCCACUGCAUGCGUGUCACGAGCGAGGCGCGCAGAGGCCAGACGAGGACGGUGUCUGUUGGGAAAGGUCGGAAGACGUCUCGACCCCGUCUCCCUCAUUUGUGGAAGCGGAAGGGACUGGCGGCAGCCAUCUCUGUGAGGACGCCUCGCCAUCCACACGCAAGGCGCCUUCUGUCUCUGAGAGGGCAGAGGGCAGAGGAGGAACUACCGAGGUCUCUCUUCCACGUUUCAGGAGCGGAGCAUCCAAGGGCCGCAGAACCAGGGGAAAUCCUCUCGAGUAUCCCUUCCAUGACAACACCUUUCCACGUUCGUCUCGCGAGGAUCGAGCAAACCGCUUCAGUGGGGACGAGACCUUGGAACAGCGACAGAAAGAGGCUGUCGGAGACGCGACCGUCGAAGAGAGGCAUGAGCGGACGGACCGUCGCCCCUCUGGCUUUUCAGCUCGGCCUCAGACCCCUCCGUUUGGUGACCCACUCCCUCCAGAUAAGAGGGUGGAGAGAGCUGUUGCUCAGGGCCACCUCCGGCUUCUGAAUGUGGCGCUAACAGAGGCCCUUGCGCGAGCUUCGUGUCCCCAAGAGCUGUUCCGCCUGGUGGUCCGUUUCCGAGAGUUUCUGCUCCCCGCCAACGCAGUUACCGCUUUGCAUGCACUCGCGAAAAUGAAGGAAGAAGGAAGAGGUAACGGCUGGAUAGAAAUCACCCGAGACAGGAAGGAAGCGCCGGAGAGAAGCCAAGGAAUCAUCCUUCAUCCCUGCGUGAGGAUGCUUCUUGGUCACUUGGUAGGAAGCCGGAAGCCGCGAGUGGAACGGGCGUCAUCUGAGACGGAGCGUGGGAGAACUCGACACGAAAAAAGUGAAUUUACACAGAGCCAGAACGUCGCACAACCGAGGGCUGAGUUCUCUCGGAGCAUGAGAUUCGGCGACCUGGCGACGCAAGAGGCGUUUGAGAGAACAGACGACGCGCCAGAGAGGGGGGAGACAAAUCCGACGCCUAGGCUCUGCAAGCUCUCAUCAAGGCAUUUGCCAGUCGCUCUGUGGAGUGUUGCGAAACUCUUGAGGCCGGCAAAGAACGGCACUAAGCUCGCUACUCCCAGGGCGAAAGACUCAGGCACUCUGUCAAGGUCGUGUCAGUUUGAAGCGGCAAAGGGCGCCGCUUCAGAGCAGGCAAGAGCAGAGAAAUCGAUUGGACCUUCUGCACUGCAUGCGUCUUCACAAACCGCGAAAAGCUGCAAUCAAAAUACAGAAAGCAGCAGUGAAUCACGGCGAGACAGGGCAAACUUCUAUGCACACGAAAUGAAUGAACAGCAGGAUCUUCUGCAUAUUUUUCUCUGCGAUUCACUCGAAGCCGUGGAACAACGAGCCGCCGAACUGACGCCACAAGGGAUUAACAUGGUUUCCUGGGCUCUUUCUGUUUUCUGUGAAGAUAAAGCACUGCGCAUGCUACCACGGAAUCAGGACUGUCCAAUGAAUUCCCAUUUUCACGCGGCCUUAAGCGCAGUCGGGCAGAGACUUCUUUUCCUGCUUGAGAACCGGGCAUCUGCAAGUGACGAGCGAUCUUCAGCCACUGGAGCUGUGGGGUUCGAGAGCUCUGCAGAGCCACAGGAAGUCACGGCACAAAAGCUGGCGGAAGAUUCUUCUGGCCAAACCAGCGAAAACGAGAAGCGGCGCCUGCUGUCAGUGUAUAGAGAGUCGGGCGUGGAUAAUUCUUCGGGGCCGGCAGGCUCAUCGCACCUACUAGCGACGCGAAAAUGCUGUAGGACGCUGGCGACGCCUACGUCAGCUGAAGUGAAUAGUUCAGAGAAGCUGCCUCACGCUUUCAGGACUCUUAAGACAUCCGGUGAUCACGGGGGCUUGGAAGGAGAAAAGAGCAGAGAACAGUUCGUCGGGCCUCGUGAAGUGUGUACAUACUUGCGGGCAUGCAGUAAAGCAGGGAUGAACGAUUGGCACGUUGUUCUUGCAAUUCUUUCGCUUGCAUUUCAGUCUUCGGAAGAUGCUUAUCUUGCCAACGUUCCCGCCACGUCAUCUCCACAUGGGCGACUUGCGACUCUGUGUGCUUCCCUGCCGUCGACCCAACUCUCUUACUCUCCCGAACUGUCCUUCGCAUCCUUGUCGAAGACAGCACUUUCCCCCGUGUGCACUCCGCGGCGAUCCUCGUCUUCUUCGUUCGCGUGCGGUUUGAACUUCCUGUCACAGUGUACAACCCAGGAUAUCCUGUCCAUAAUCCAAGCUUUACAAACGUUGUUUCGCCCCUUCCAGGCGUUACUUUCUCAGCAUCUGUCUCCUGGUGAGCACCACCCCGGCUUUUUGUCAUCGGUCACAUCGCCAGAGGCACGGUUGAUCGUGUUUGCGACCUACGAUCUUCCUUUGGCAAUAAUUCGCCGCGUCGAGCAAGUUUUCCCGCAGCUGAGUUUGGAGACGCGGAACCAGCUGUACGUUUGUCUCGUCCGAUUGGCGAACGAUCGCUGCACUUGGAAAGCGAGAGCACAACAUGUCAAACGACCAUGUGACGCUGAGGAGCCCAUGGAAGACUACAGAAUUGAAACUGAGGUGGAAGCACGUCGAACUGGGCACGGGCACGCCUUCGAAGGAAAACGGGAGUCCCUCCCUAAACCUGCACACGCGUCUUCCCUGUUCAAUCGGGAUACUGCAGACGUUGUUGUGGUGGCCGUCCGAGAGCUCCUCGGCCGUAUGCAACAUACGGAAGAGAUGACCGUAAUACGGGACCCAGCCACUUCUAGAACUGGACUGAGAGGGGUCGCGUAGUAAACGCCCAGGUGCAUGUGGCAUGCUUGAUGUUAAUUCAUGUAAAGCUGGUAGUGGUCCAGGAUGCUCGGUUUCCGUCUUCUGCGGUAGUGUUCAUGAGUGUGAAAGACGAAUGGUCACCAGGCGUGCGGACAAAUGCAGGGCAGGCUCUCAGGAAAGCUCCCUGGUACGGCAGACCGCCCUCCUCCGUUUUUCGAGGCGACCAGCAUUCUUGCGUUGAAGCAGCACGAUUGAAGGACGCCGUGAUAGUCCGUUCCCUGAACACGUUUCGCUUGGAGAGUGAGUGUGGUGUGGUGUUCUUGCGUACGUACAACACAGUAGUGCAAUAGGGAACAAGUUCACGGUUCCGAAACGUAGCUUAGCCUGCGUGGCCAGCCGAGUCCCUCAUGUGUGGUUGCAGUCAUCAUGGGGAAUUGUGAUGGCAACAUUUUGAUGUUGUCAUGGAUGGUAUGCCACCUGUCCUUAUAUGGAGCACAUUGAUUUUUGGCACAGCCUGGAGCCUGUUAAGACAGUAGGGGGUAGACGAAGUGUUAACUGGCUUUGCAAUCCUCACCCCAAAGGGAUAAAAGCUUUUUCCAGAAUGGGAGAAAUUGAGAGGUUCUCAUGAGUAUCAUGGGAAGGAUUCAAGCAUUAUUGUCGUGAUUAAAUCGAUUUAAUGAACAGACAUACCAGAUUACCCGUUUCUCUAUGUUUAGCUCGGACGCAUCUGCUGCUUGCCGAAAAGUAUGUAUUGUAUCACCUAUAGCAUUCUUUUCGAUGUAUAGCCUUCGCGCUUGUGGCGCAGGAGAGGAACUAAAUAACAUUCAAUCACCAUACAGGUCCCUCCCACACUCUUCAAGCAUGGUUUUCGGGGUACUAAAGCAUCCCACUGUAAACCAUGGCCCCAAGACGACAAAAGUGGACAUAUGCUGUGACUGCCGCUGGGUCACACAGUGGUCCUUGACACGAUGGCAAGGCACAAUACACAACUUUACUCUUUUUGUAACAUCACAAAUAAGCAAAGUUAAUUUUUUGUCGGUUACAUUGCAUGUGAGUCUUCGCUUACUGCUACAGAAGCAGGAACACUUCUGAGCAAGGAACUUGUUGCGGCUACGUCAGCACGAUGGUCCCAUCAGGAAACUUUCUCUGAUUCAUUCCAGCAAUUCACGCCAUGGAUCCUGAUUGACGUGCGCCGCCAAAGUGGUGGUGGCCCAUGUGAGUACAACCAGUAACACAUUACCAUCGACGAAAAAGGGAGACUAGGCAAAAUAAAAAUACCACAGUCCCAUACCAAGUGCUUCGAAGUUGGCCAGUUUCUCGUUCUCACAUUACAACUAACAUGAUACAAUCACAUGCGCAGUCUGCACAGCGGACAUCUGUAACCAAUGUAUUAAUUGUGAACAUUGAGGAGGGACCUCGAAUAUGUCAACAGUCAUUUCUGCGUAUCAAUGGCAGUCGCAAAGUGUUGGCACAUACACGCUUUUUCAAGACAAGGUACUUUCGACUUGCAAAACCGAAUCACAAUUCACGGUACCUGCGAAUGACAUAGUCAUGUGACUCUUGAAAGGUGCCUGCCAGUUGAGUACUUGGUUUCAGAAAAACAUGAACAAAUUUGCCAUAGCGACUGUACUCUGGGCUUCGAAGUUCCAUCGUCGCUACAAAACCUGCUGGGUAGGAGUUGAACAAGGCGAGCUUGUGUAUUUGCAUAAUGGCAGAUGAUGACGUGUAAACUUUCCCCCAGUUCUCUGCCCAGUGGCACAGCUGUAAGUCUGUUGUUUGCAGUCGGCCAUCAAGGAACGUACAUGCUCCAUCGAAAAUCAAGAAACUGCGCAGGAGCAGAGGCUGUUCAGCAUUGAAAUCCAACUGUGUGCCGUCGUUUAUUUUGUCCGAGACGACAACGUCCGGUGAAACGUGACCGGGAAUGUAGCCGGUAUCCAGUCGUAGCCGACGGGCGAUCUCCGGUACGAGCAGGAAAUGUACUUUAGUAGGUGAAUAUCGGGGCCCACCUCGAGCAAUGAAGGGGACCACUGCAUCGCCGAAGUCAUGUGUUGGUGGUUUGUAACGAAAUGUAGCCGUCGCCCACGGUAUUGGUACGUGACCUCUGAUACCGCGAACAUGCUGAUAAUCAACCAAGUCAAUGUAGCUGAUAACAACCUCCAGAGAGUCUUCAAAGCGGAAUUCCGAUUGACGUCUCAUGAACUUUAGAACUCCCGUAGGUGCUUUGAAGACUUCCUUCGCCACAGUUGUGUGCUUAAGCCACUGCACGUCGAGCCAGUCACAUAGUUGACCGCCGAUGAAGUCUGGGGAAUCUAAAGUUUCGACGAUAUUCGGGAAAGCGGGAUCUACGACGAGAUUCGACGGAAGACCUACUAGGCAGCCGCCGUCGCGAACUUUCUUCCACGCCCCUGCAGGUAGCCCUUGCCGAAGGGAUAUAUGACAACCACUCUCCUGUUUCCCUACGAGUCCACUCACCGGGCCUGCCGCACCGUUGAAAAGUACCAACAGUACGCCUGCGGUCGCGAGAUCAACCAAGUGCCUCAGAAUCAUCUUCACUGGGUAGCAAUGUUCGGCCACAUGCACACCUGCUGGAAAAACGACUGUCAAUGAAAAAAAGUGUCGCAAUGAAGUGACAACUUUUCCCUGAUAUUUCGCUCUUUGGCGAGUGUGGAGAAGAGAUCAACGGUUUUGUCAAAGAAUCGCAACACACGAUCUAACACAUGAAGUGUGAAUAAUUAGACAUCAGCAUUCUCUAGGUGAAGCCCCGUUUCGCAGCCCUGCUGACUGCGGACGGUCAACGGAUGCGUGACCGCAAUUUCUCAAGCCGGUGCAUGCUAGACCUGUUAUUUUCCUUUGCACACGCCCUAUCAGUUUUUGCACGUAAGGGCCAAUACACCCAACUCAUCGAAGCACUACCAAUUCGUUCGACCGUUCGUACCGAUUGACCUCUUCCACGUGGACGAGUCAACCGUCAUCCGCUGUAACGAACGGAAUUCAUCCACGAAGCACAGAAAAAAAACAUUCGGUCCUGAGUCUGAUGUUUGUACGAACAGCCCUGCAUUGCUGAAAUGCCUGCGACGGCGUGUUGCCGCGUCGAAGGAAGCAGCACAAUGCACCUGAACCCUCGACUGUGAGGGAAACCGAAAUAAUCGCCGACGAACCUAGGGUAAAGGUUAUCUUCCUUCUGAUGAUACACCACGGGGCGGUUUUUACUGAAAAGAAACUAACGAGCCGCCUCACCACGGCUCUUGCGACUCGAUAGCGUGUUAGUAAAAAUUUGUACUUCGAAGGCCGUAAACGGAGACGCGCAGUGGAAUCCUGGCACGCGCAGAGACGGGGGUCUUAGCUCAGAAACGGGUGGUCGUCAAGUCUGCAAAACUUACCGUGUGGACGAAGGGUGAGUUCGCUAAGAAAAGAUAAUGCAUUCAAGAAAGCAGUCUCCGGGUUCACAAGUGGACAGUCGAAUUGGUGAAUGGCAAUUCUAAUCCAGAGAUAUGUGCCCAUGUAACACGUCUCGUGUACGUCAUGCACUUGUCAAGCGACAAAAUUCGACGAGACACGAGAAAUCGGCGUCGCUCAAAACUGCAAUUUUUGCAGCGGUGACAGUCGCAUCCUGUUUACGGCGAAUUGGCUCCCGGCGGUGGGUCACCCACUCGUCGAUCUCUUCAGAGGAAACUUUUUCUUGCAGGAACCGAACCAAGACUCGUCGCGUCGUGGACUAGCGGAGCACAAAGUCUCGCGCUCUGUUGAGGGAGCCGUUUCAGUGAUAUGAGAGACGCUAGAUUGAGCUCGUGGGGGAUGCAGACACCGUCCACAUUAGGAGCAUCACUUCUGGGACUUUGUGUAGUUAUUGACUUCGUGAACGAAUUACGGAGGGCAAAGUACUGUUUGUUCCAUCAAAAGAAACGCCGACCGGAAAAAAGCUCUUGGACCAGGAUGGUGUGUACCGGCCGCAAGAUCACUUCAAUCACAUUGUGCUCUUGAUUGCAUCGGCCCAAACCCCGGAUUGCAUGAGUCAGUGAAGCGUUUACACUUCGGCGCCAUGAUGAAGCAUUAUGCCUCGUCUUUCUGGCUGUCGAUUUGGUGGCACAACGACAAUGCUGUGGAUUCGUCGGUACCGUGCUGCCAUCAUUGACUUUCAGUCAGUGGUCGUGAACCCAUUAGUCUCGAAGAUAUUUUUGUGGGCAAGGUAACAACUGUGGCUCCCCUUAAUAGGUGCA
Messenger RNA from Toxoplasma gondii ME49, 8781 nucleotides. RefSeq lists its product as hypothetical. The coding region runs from base 992 to 4585 and encodes 1197 amino acids. NCBI's taxonomy places the organism in Eukaryota, Apicomplexa, Conoidasida, Eucoccidiorida, Sarcocystidae. The transcript has a single exon. The record is from RefSeq and is a predicted model, not a curated record.